Messenger RNA from Salarias fasciatus (jewelled blenny), 1248 nucleotides. It is a transcript of the gene opn4xa, whose product is annotated as opsin 4xa. Gene Ontology annotation, biological process: visual perception; G protein-coupled receptor signaling pathway. Gene Ontology annotation, molecular function: G protein-coupled receptor activity. Lineage: Eukaryota; Metazoa; Chordata; Actinopteri; Blenniiformes; Blenniidae. The record is from RefSeq and is a predicted model, not a curated record. The transcript has 8 exons. Gene Ontology annotation, cellular component: membrane. The coding region runs from base 7 to 1248 and encodes 413 amino acids.
ACGGAAAUGGACGUGGAACACGGAUUCUAUCGACAGGUGGACGUUCAGGCCCACGCUCACUACAUCGUUGCCUUCUUUGUGCUGGUGAUCGGGACGGUGGGAGUCACUGGGAACGCCUUGGUCAUGUACGCCUUUUUCUGCGACAAGAAGCUGAGGACGCCCCCCAACUUUUUCAUCAUGAAUCUGGCUGUCAGCGAUUUCCUCAUGGCGAUCACACAGUCGCCCAUCUUCUUUGUUAACUCUCUUUAUAAAGGUUGGAUUUUUGGCGAAACAGGCUGCAAAAUAUAUGCCUUCUGCGGCGCUCUAUUUGGAAUCACGUCAAUGAUAAACCUGCUGGCCAUCUCUGUGGACCGCUACAUCGUCAUCACCAAGCCUCUGCAGGCCAUUCAGUGGACCUCCAUGAGACGCACCUGUCUCAUCAUCGCCCUCGUCUGGCUGUAUUCACUGUCGUGGAGCCUCGCACCACUUUUGGGGUGGAGUUCAUAUAUCCCAGAGGGCCUGAUGACCUCCUGCACUUGGGACUACGUGACGUCGACUCCAGCCAAUAAAAGUUACACUCUGAUGCUGUGCUGCUUCGUUUUCUUCAUUCCCCUGGGAAUCAUAUCCUACUGUUAUCUGUGCAUGUUCCUGGCAAUUCGCCAUGCAAGCAGAGAUGUGGAGAAGCUGGGGUCUCAGGUGAGGAAGUCAACCCUGAUCCAGCAGCAGUCCAUCAAGACUGAAUGGAAACUGGCCAAGAUAGCCUUUGUGGUCAUCAUAGUGUUUGUGCUUUCCUGGUCGCCCUAUGCAUGUGUCACCCUCAUCGCCUGGGCUGGAUACGGAAACAUCCUCAAUCCCUAUUCCAAAGCUGUUCCUGCUGUAAUAGCCAAGGCAUCGGCUAUCUAUAACCCUUUCAUCUACGCCAUCAUUCACUCCAAGUACAGAGACAUCUUAGCAGAAAAAAUACCCUGUCUGCACUUCCUUGCUCAGCCCCCCAGGAGGAACUGCAUAUCGGUGUCACACAGCGAGUCCUCCUUCAGGGACUCUAUGCUGAGCAGGCAGUCCUCAGUCUCCAAAACCAAGUUCCAGCGAGUGUCCUCAAUGUCGACAACAGACACACAGGUUUGGAGCGAUGUGGAGCUGGAUCCCAUCGACCAGAGUAAUUGUUUGAGGUCCAGUUAUUCCCUUGGAGCUCUGCGGGACAAAGAGUGCGAAUUAUUGACGAAACAGAACAAAGAAAAGGGAAUCCACUGCCAGGAACAGGUAAGGUAG